AUGUCGUCUUGUUUGUUCAUCUUCAUAGCUUUGCUUCUGAGUUCUUGUAUUGGAUCGUUGACAGCCCUUGAUCCAACUUGCGGCAACAGAGUCGUGAGCACAAUCGUCGUCGACCAAAACGGUUAUGGAAACUUCCGUACGGUUCAAGCUGCCAUUGAUUCUGUUGGUGAAGGGAAUUAUCAGUGGAUCAAAAUCAAAGUAAAACGAGGUGUCUACAAAGAGAAGGUGGAAAUACCGUUGAUGAAAUCGUGCAUAAUAGUAGAAGGAGAGGGACAAAGAGUCACGACCAUCACGUAUGAUGCUCACAAAGCCACUGACGCCAGCGCUACUUUCACUUCCCAUCCAUCCCACAUUGUCGUCCGAAACAUAACAAUCAUAGUUACGUAA
Molecule: messenger RNA, 387 nt
Organism: Microthlaspi erraticum
Lineage: Eukaryota; Viridiplantae; Streptophyta; Magnoliopsida; Brassicales; Brassicaceae
Source: the annotation of a GenBank genome assembly